CGAGUUACGUACUACUUUACGCAAAGUGCAGACGCCGAAUGUCGAAUUUCACAAUUCACGUUGGUCUUUCCUUCUUCGAAGAAAAAACAAGAUUACUAGUGUGACAGUGUAACACCGAAUCCGCUGGUCUCUCAAAACCCAAGAUAAAAAGGAGAAUGCGGUGCAAUCGAUUCAUCCGAAAAAAGAAGCACGGCGGCACCUGAUGGACAAAGAACAAAUAUUCGGACAAGCAACAGUGAUGGACAACGGCGCGAACUACCUUCCGGUGGAGUUGUGGCGGAUCUGCCUCGGAUUUCUCGGCGUGCAGGAUAUUUGUCGAUUCGAAAUGGUCAGUCGGUGCUGCAAAAGGAUCGCGGGCGACAAAGAUUUCUGGAAACGAUAUUAUUGCAGUGCAUGGAGAAAGAAUCUUCACCUCCCGUUCACCCUCCCGACGCCGGAAUGGAAAGCCAUGUGUCUGGAUCGUCGCAGUCACAGCCAGGGCCAUUUCCUGUCGACGGGGUUCCGCGGCAAGCGGGUCCGAUGGGGCGGACCACACGUUGCGUACACCGGGUUCGAAGGCACCGAGGAGCUCGUGUACCGCGUUCGUUCCUCCAUCCGGUCGGAGGAUCCGCUCGUCCCGCUGGUGUCCGCCAGCGCGUUUCGCGGAGCCUGCACCGUGUACUACGAAGCUACGAUCCAGGGCGGAGGGAGCGUGGGCAUCGCCGCGGCGGACGACGGCCUGCAUGCUUUUGUUCGGCACCGCCACCGGUACGGUUUCCUGUCGCGGUCGCGCCCGGUCGGAUCGCUGCCGGUCUCGUACGGGUUUCACGGCGGGGACGGGCGCAUCCACUUCCACGAGGGCAGCGCGGGGGCGACCGGCUCCCUCGCGUUCGAUGAGCCGUUCGGCGCAGCAAGCGAUGCCACGACCCUGGUCGGCUGUGGGUACGACGCGGCCCGCGGACUCUUGUUUUUCACCCGGAACGGGAGGCUCCUCGGUGUUUGCCCCCGCGGCAUCCGGUGCCUCGGGUACUGUGCCGCGGUGUCGCUGACCCACCCCGGCGGCAGCGCCACGUUCAACUUUGGCUCCGCCCCCUUUGCCUUUGAUCUCGAACUAUUCUGCGCGCAGCGGGCAAGGUUCCUCCAAAACUGCGAGAACAACAAAAACGAGAACAACGACGAGAACAACGACGAGAACAACGACAAGAACAACGACAAGAACAACCGAACAGAAAGUGGUGGUAGAUCCCAUUCGCGGGAUUAUGUUGUAGUUUUGUUUAAGAAACUACCAGCGUUACUACUAGUUCUAGGAGUGCUGGUGAUGCAGUAUACUUCAUUGUUUUUUGUAAUCUAUAAUAGUAUUGCUGGAUUAUUGUAGUACGAAGUAAAUUCAUUCAUCGAAUAGAUCUUCUAUUGUUCGAUUCUAGUAUGAAUAUGAAUAGUAAUAGUACUAUGAUCAGUUUUUGAUACUACUCCAACUCGUAUUGUACUAGUGGAAAAAGAAAGUCAAACGUAAUAAAACCAUUCGGUUAAC
Messenger RNA from Pseudo-nitzschia multistriata, 1510 nucleotides. NCBI's taxonomy places the organism in Eukaryota, Bacillariophyta, Bacillariophyceae, Bacillariales, Bacillariaceae. The record is from the annotation of a GenBank genome assembly.